AUGGCGACGAAAACAAAGUCAGAGUUGGUCUUUUGUGGAGAUGGUGACGAAGCCCAAGUCGAAGAUAGAUGGCGAGUCACAGGAAGUCGAAGAUGGUCUUCUUCGGCAGUGGAUGGCGACUCACAAAAAGGUGAAGAUGGUGACAAAGCCCAAGUUAAGCAUAUGAGGUUGUGGCUAUUUGAGUGCAAAGAACCAAGCCAUGAAGCCUUCACCUUGGGGCUGGCUGCAGCCGCCCUUCUGGUUCUGGCCCAUGUUCUUGCCAACUUGAUUGGUGGGUGCAGUUUCUGCACUCAAGAAGACAUCCAAAAGGCUUCCCCUAGCAGGCAAUGCUCCCUGCUUUGCCUCCUCCUCACUUGGGUUGUAUUGGCCGUCGGAUUGGGGUUGCUGGUGAUUGGGACCCUGUCAAACAACAAGUCGAGAGCAAGCUGUGGUUUAACACACCAUCACUAUUUGUCCCUUGGCGGCAUUCUGUGUUUUGUCCAUGCAGGAUUUUCUGUUGGGUAUUACGUUAUUGCCACUGCCACACCCACCGAGUAAUUGAGUAAUUAUAUAU
Messenger RNA from Diospyros lotus (date-plum), 553 nucleotides. Its product is annotated as protein VASCULATURE COMPLEXITY AND CONNECTIVITY-like. The record is from RefSeq and is a predicted model, not a curated record. Bases 1 to 537 code for a protein of 178 amino acids. Lineage: Eukaryota; Viridiplantae; Streptophyta; Magnoliopsida; Ericales; Ebenaceae. The transcript is spliced from 3 exons.